AUGAGAGAGCUUUCCAGAAUAUUACUAGAAUUGAAAAAACUAGAGCCAACAAUACACAAUCUGUUUGAUGGCCUGAAACCGAAGCACUAUGACCAACUAGUUGAAGCUACAAAAUCAGUAGCAAACUACGAUACUGUUAAUGACACAUUUGAUUCUCCCACAUUUGCCAUGAAUAUAAGUACCGCACUGAAACAGUGUUGUGACAUUGCAAUACACAUGGUUAUAAAAAAUGAAUCAUCAGUUGAAACAGCUAGCCUCAAAACGAUGAUUAAUUUACUUCAAUCGAAUUGGAGAUUUGAUGUCUCUGGCCGCGCUGGCAAUGAUUUGAACUUGAUAAAAUUCAAUAAAGCGACUAUUGUGCCAUUAGCAACAGACCUUAGGCUUUUAAAAAACUACUUGUUGUUGAAAGCAGGAGAGGCAGUGAACAGGUUGGCUAGAAAUGCUGCUGAUGCGAACGCUUACAAUACUCUGUUGGAGACAGUAUAUUUCAGGGUAAUACUACUGAAUAGAAAAAGACCAGGUGAACUGCAAAGGAUGUUUCUUCGCACUUAUGAGAGUUCUGAAAUUAAAAGUGGCGAAUAUGAAGAAUUUGAAGAAGUCAUAACCGAGGUGGAAAAACUACUGAUAAAAAUCUGA
Acanthoscelides obtectus is the source of this 636-nucleotide messenger RNA. The record is from the annotation of a GenBank genome assembly. Lineage: Eukaryota; Metazoa; Arthropoda; Insecta; Coleoptera; Chrysomelidae.